GGCUAAGAUCAGUUCAUGCGAAAGCCAUCAAAGCCGAGAGAGUUUAUGUUUCGUUCUUGUGUUUUCUUCGUAGAAUGCCGAGAAUGAUAAACAUUCUUAAUAUCGCUGUGGUUAUUGUGGUUUCAAUGCCUUCAAACCAAGGUCGGCAUCACAUAAUUAGCCGUGGACAUCUGAAGUCUCCUCUUGAGGAACCGGCGUUUUCUACAGAGGAUAUAGAACCAGAUGCACUUGAUUUGAAGCAGGAGCAACGGCGAAGAGUCAGUGGAGGAACAAAAAGCCACAAGAUGCCACCUCCUGUUGGUCCUAUCAGGGACCUUCACCUUAAAGAAGAGGAAAAGCGGGGAGACAGUGGAGGACAAAAAACCUUUAAGAUGCCUCCACCUCAUGGUCCUAUCCGAGAAAUCAAUCCACAGGCACAAGAUUUCGACGAUGGUAGGGACAGUUGUGGUCGCAGUUCAGUUUCUUCUUCACGAGUUAUCAAUGGCGAUGAUGCCUCUCUUGGAGAAUGGCCAUGGCAGGUUCGCUUGGAAUUCAACCAUCACCAUACAUGUGGAGGGUCACUGAUCAGGGCAGAGUGGGUACUGACCGCUGCUCAUUGCGUACUUGAUGAUGAUCCCAAAAAGUUCAAGGUGAUCCUUGGGGAUAUCGAUCGUAAGAAGGAUGAAGGCUCAGAACAAGAAUUUGAGGUGAAACGUAUUAUCAAACAUCGUCUAUUCUCGCACCCAGUUCCAUACGAGAACGACAUCGCCCUCUUUCAGCUUUCGCGCCCAGCUUCUCGCGGCGACUUGGUGAAUACGGCCUGUUUACCUGAAUUUCUUGAAGAAGUGCCGCUAGGGAAGGAAUGUUACAUAACAGGUUGGGGACAGAUGUUUGGUAAGGGCGAUUCAGCUACGAUCCUACAACAGGCACGAAUGCCCGUUGUCUCAAACGGAGCAUGCGCAGCAAAACUGGAUACCUCACCAAAUGGCGGGCUUCAUACUGAUAACCGAACCUGGAUAGUGACAAGCAAAAUGAUCUGCGCAGGAGAUGCAGGGCGCACUAAGACAAGCGGCUGCUUUGGGGACAGCGGUGGGCCAUUUCAAUGCAAAAAUACCGCUGGGCAGUGGGUAGUACAGGGAAUUGUAAGCUGGGGUGACCCGGAUUGUUCGUCAAGUAACCAUUACACAGUGUUCACUCGGGUUAGCGUGUUUCGCAAAUGGAUCGAGGAUAUGUUAAAAGACACAGUUAACAAAUCUAAAAGAGACAUUUAGGCAACCGCGUAUGAACAGAGGAAAAACCGUGUUUUUAUAAAUUACAAAUUUUAAAAAGUCAGUAACCGGUUACCUUUUAGUAUUUAACUGUCAGAGGAAAUGUCGCAGAAGAAAAUAAAGAUUGUAAAUUUACUUCAAACAAAUUAUAACGGGAAAGCUUUGGAGACUUUAAACUAACCUAAACAGCGUUAGAGCGAUGGAAAAGUAAAGGUUACUUAUAGGAUA
Messenger RNA from Stylophora pistillata, 1475 nucleotides. RefSeq names its product proproteinase E. Gene Ontology annotation, molecular function: serine-type endopeptidase activity. The record is from RefSeq and is a predicted model, not a curated record. NCBI's taxonomy places the organism in Eukaryota, Metazoa, Cnidaria, Anthozoa, Scleractinia, Pocilloporidae. Gene Ontology annotation, biological process: proteolysis.